This is a messenger RNA of Phyllopteryx taeniolatus (common seadragon), 3814 nucleotides long. It is a transcript of the gene pcsk1, whose product is annotated as proprotein convertase subtilisin/kexin type 1. The record is from RefSeq and is a predicted model, not a curated record. Bases 179 to 2488 code for a protein of 769 amino acids. Gene Ontology annotation, molecular function: serine-type endopeptidase activity. The transcript has 14 exons. Lineage: Eukaryota; Metazoa; Chordata; Actinopteri; Syngnathiformes; Syngnathidae. Gene Ontology annotation, cellular component: trans-Golgi network; Golgi membrane. Gene Ontology annotation, biological process: protein processing.
ACAACCAUCACCAAGUGUUUCCUUGACGGAGCAAAAACGCGUUUUCCUCCAUCCAUCUGCACCAGAGGAAAUAACAAUUGUAGAUCACCACUAACCCGAAUACAUUUAGUAGUUUAGUUUCACACGCAGUGUGAUUUGUUUAUUUAUUUUUUUCCUAUCUGGUUGAAUUUCCUCUGAAAUGGAAUUAAGAUGUCGUCCCACGGUGAUGUAUUGCUUUCUCGCCGUCCUCUCUUCCGUGCUUCCACGCUCCGUGCAGGGCUCGCCUUACGUGGACAGGCAAUAUUUAAACGAGUGGGCCGUCGAGAUCCCGGGUGGAGUGGAUGCCGCGGCGGAGAUCGCCCGGGAGUUGGACUACCAACUGGUCCGACAGAUUGGGGCCCUGAAGGACCAUUUCUUGUUCAGACAUCGCAAACAACCCCGCAGAAUGAAGAGAAGUGCCACGCUCGUCACCAGGCAGCUGUCGGAGGAUGAUCGGGUGGUGUGGGCAGAGCAGCAGUAUGAGAAACAGCGCAGCAAGCGGGCAUCCCUCGGGCAGUGCAGGAACUGCCCAGCGGACAAGCUGUUUGAUGAUCCCAUGUGGAACCAGCAGUGGUACCUGCAAGACACACGCACGUCGUCUUCCCUGCCAAAACUGGACCUGCACGUCAUCCCAGUGUGGCAGAAGGGGAUCACGGGCAAAGGAGUGGUCAUCACUGUUCUGGAUGACGGGCUGGAGUGGAACCACACAGACAUCUACUCCAACUACGAUGCAGCAGCCAGUUACGACUUCAAUGACAACGACCCUGACCCGUUCCCCAGAUAUGACGCCACCAAUGAAAACAAGCAUGGGACCAGGUGUGCUGGUGAGAUCGCCAUGCAAGCAGACAACAAUAAAUGUGGUGUUGGGGUGGCCUUCAAUUCCAAAGUUGGAGGCAUUCGUAUGCUGGAUGGGAUUGUGACGGAUGCCAUUGAGGCCAGCUCUAUUGGCUUCAAUCCAGAGCAUGUGGACAUCUACAGUGCUAGCUGGGGACCCAAUGAUGAUGGCAAAACUGUCGAAGGUCCAGGUCGUCUGGCUCAGAAAGCCUUCGAGUACGGCAUCCAGAAGGGCCGAGGUGGCAAGGGCUCAAUCUUUGUUUGGGCAUCAGGUAACGGUUGCCGCCAGGGGGAUAACUGUGACUGUGAUGGCUACACAGACAGCAUCUACACUAUCUCAAUCAGCAGCGCCUCCCAGCAGGGCUUGUCUCCAUGGUACGCUGAGAAGUGCUCUUCCACUCUGGCUACAGCGUACAGCAGUGGAGACUACACUGACCAAAGGAUUACCAGCGCUGAUCUACACAAUGAGUGCACUCAGACUCACACCGGAACGUCAGCCUCCGCCCCGCUAGCUGCUGGAAUAUUUGCCCUAGCACUGGAGCAAAAUCCAGAUCUCACCUGGAGAGACCUGCAGCACAUUGUGGUCUGGACGUCUGAGUUCGAUCCCUUGGCGAAUAAUCCUGGCUGGAAAAGGAAUGGAGCGGGACUGAUGGUCAACAGCCGCUUCGGUUUUGGUCUUCUCAAUGCCAAAGCCCUGGUUGACCUCGCUGACCCUGCAACAUGGAAGCAUGUGCCAGACAAAAAGCAAUGCAUCGUGAGGGAUGACUCUUUCCAGCCCAGGGAUUUGAAAGCAGCAGGGGAGACCACCAUAGAGAUUCCAACUAAAGCCUGCGCAGGGCAGGAGAAUUCCAUUGGCUCACUGGAACAUGUGCAGGUGGAGGCCAGCAUUGAAUACACCAGAAGAGGCGAUCUGCAUAUCACACUUACCUCGCCAGCUGACACCAGCACUGUGCUGCUCGCUGAGCGUGAGCGUGACACGUCCUCCAAUGGUUUUAGAAACUGGGAUUUCAUGUCAGUCCAUACAUGGGGUGAAGACCCUUCUGGUACUUGGACCCUUAAGAUCACUGACACUUCGGGCCGUAUGGAGAACGAGGGUCGGAUCUUGAACUGGAAGUUGAUUCUCCACGGAACAUCUGAGAAGCCGGAGCACAUGAAGAAGCCUCGAGUGUACAUUCCCUACAAUGCUGUGCAGAAUGACCGCCGUGGUGUGGAACAUAUGGAUGACAUGAUGGAGGAGCCCACUGAGGCCCAUCCACCUCUGAAGACUAAAACACAAGCCUUAGUUCCUUCUGAUAUUGAAAAGAAACCCCAAAAGCCAGCCAACCCCCACUACUCCCCCACACAGGCUUUGCUGCGUCUCCUGCAGACAGCCUUUAACAGGCAAAGCCCCAGCGUCCAGCGGCCCCAAUCAGCCUGGGGGAGGCAGCAGCCUGCAAGAAUGUCCUCCUUCCUGGCAACAAAAACCCCCCCACAGAAGCUGUACCAAGCUCUGGACAUGAUCAACAAGUACGGUGGCCCUGGGCACAGUGUCUACAGUGACUAUAGCGAUGGCUUCUACAGCACCAAGCCAUACAGGCACAGAGAUGAUCGCCUUCUGCAGGCCCUUUUUCAGCUCAUCGAUAAUGACCAGAAAUGAGAGAGAGAGAUAGAGAGAGAGAGAGAGAGAGAGAAAGAAAGAGAGAGAGAAAGAGAGAGAGAGAAUACACUGGAAAAAAGUACCUAAUUUGGCCAUGUACAUCGGUUGCACAUGAUUACAAUGAGGUAAACUGACAUCAUUUUCCUAUAUUCGCCGUAAAAAGAAUAGAAUAAUAAGUUAGUUGAACACAUUUUAAUAUGUUAAUAGUAGGCAACCAAUGUACAUGCUCAACUUAAGUAUAUUCAAAGGACUUUUUUCAGUCUACAACAUUUGCUUGUGUGUUGGUUGGGGAGAAGAGGAAAAGGGCAAAAGUUAAAAGGAGAAGAAAAUUGUGAAUACAAGAAAGAGAUCUCACAGGUGUUUUAUUUGGUUCUGUGUUGUCCCCCAAAUGCUGCAUAUCUAAUCUUACUUUCAUUUAAUGAAUUCGUUAAGUAUUUUAUUCAUUGAUCCAUUUGGUUCAUUCAUCAUCGAACAACAUCCCUUCUACAAAUUACAGGAGAUCGCUCACUUAUAAAAUCUCGGCAGUAAUUUUAGUUUCUCAACUCUACUGUCUACUCAAGAAUGUCAAACUGAUUGCAAUAUAUAUUUUCUAAUUUAAAUUCAUUUUUUCCAUUUUUAAUUAUAUAUAUUAUAUAUUAUGUAUAACAUUAUAGAAAAAGUCAUUAAAAAAGUCAUCGGCCGCCACUAGCUUUUUGUUUUAAUGACCUUUUUCACGCCACUCAUUUUAAAAUAGUAAAAUGAGAAACAUGAGGACAGCUGCUAAUUAGAUUAUCCAAAAAACAGAAAACAAUUUCCACAGAACUUACAAGUAAGGUUGCAAAUGGGCCAUUCAAACUUGUUUAAUUUUGGUGAUGAUCUUAAUUAAAGGACACAGGAAUUUAUUUGGGCAUCAAUGGAACUGUCUACCCCCCGCCCAACCCCCAAAAUCAGAAUGUAACCAGUCUGUCUGUUAAUAAACCUUGCUAACUAAUAGAUACAGAAAGACAACAACAACAGACUUAAUGGUGGCACAAGACUUUCGCACAGUACUGUGCCUAUUGUGCAUUUCACAAUCAAAUAUUCACUCCAGGGGGCAGCUACAUUUUUAAAAAAUAGUGAGCAUUAAACAAAUUCAGCUUAUUUAAAAUAUAUCCUGCCCAGCUCAGUGAAGUUUUAAACUUUGGUACCAGUGUUUCUCAGGGUUUCUACAAACCUCUCUCUAACUUUAGGUAUGCUACACAUACAUACUGAACUAUGUGAAGGAUCGUAACACCAUUGAAACAAGCGCCCCCCGCACCUCCCCCCCACCACCACCUUCCCUUCUCCCUGCAUGAUAGGAAAAAUUUA